Molecule: messenger RNA, 999 nt
Organism: Phytophthora infestans T30-4
Lineage: Eukaryota; Oomycota; Peronosporomycetes; Peronosporales; Peronosporaceae
Exons: 5
Coding region: 1-999 (332 amino acids)
Source: RefSeq, a predicted model, not a curated record
AUGGCGAGAUCUCCGCUGUCCCCCACCGACCUAAUCAUAAGCUCUAGCAGGACCGAGGCCAAGAAACGUCGCCAUCGUGAAAAUAUGGCACGAGGCAGAUCUCGACACAACGCGCUUAUGGAGUCAAUGCGGAAACAAUACCAAAACCUCCACACGAAGCUGGAGACCGGCAUGGUUGCAUGGAGAAUGCGACGAGCGGCGGAUAAUUCGAACCAAAGCGAGCAGCACCCGCCUUCGAACGAACUAAUGGCUCAGUAUAUCGACGCAUUGGAGACGGAGAACGCCAUACAUCGCGAGAAUGAGGCGUUAGCGCAGAGACUGGAGCAGAUGGCCAUCUUCGAGACGACGCUACGGGUGGACACCCCCGAAGUGAUGGACACAAAAGUAGACACGGAACAACCAGCGAAGACUGUGCAGGCGCUGAACCGUCCGGGGUUUUACCAAUGUCUGCUGACCUGCUACAACCUCAUUCAACCGGUGCAGUUAUUCGGCUGGACUGUGCAGCGAUACUUAAGUGAGAGACGGACAUUGGAGUUCCAUUUCAUGAAGCAUAUUCCAUGUUCUGACAGCGAGAUGCUGGCACAAGAGCUGGCGAUCGAAGGCUGGAGAGUAUUCAACAACCCAGAGAUGUAUAGGAAGUGUUAUCGCUCGGCAAUUGAUGUCCGAGUACUACAACGUGUGGACGCGUAUACUACUAUUCUCAUGCGUAAUUCCCCGGAUGCGAAUGAAAAUGGCCAUAAGUCGCUGUCGAUUCUAACGCUUGUCGUCCCGCCUCCCGAAGAUAUCGCGAAUUCUAAUAGAAAUUGCGUAAUUUAUCUACGUGACGCGUAUACUUACAUGCGCUUCGACAUGUUCGACGACCACGUACAGUUCUCGUACGGUGGACAUGGAGAUUGCAUGGACGAGGCUCAAGCCAGAUAUCUCUUUGUUGAAACGGGUAACGUGCUCUUCCGCUUCGAGCAAAUGAUCCGGAGAGCAAACCUCGUCACAUUAGGAUAA